Messenger RNA from Rhipicephalus microplus (southern cattle tick), 5014 nucleotides. RefSeq names its product THO complex subunit 5 (gene thoc5). Lineage: Eukaryota; Metazoa; Arthropoda; Arachnida; Ixodida; Ixodidae. Gene Ontology annotation, molecular function: mRNA binding. Gene Ontology annotation, cellular component: THO complex part of transcription export complex. Gene Ontology annotation, biological process: mRNA export from nucleus. The record is from RefSeq and is a predicted model, not a curated record.
UUCAUGGCGGCGCGCAUACGCGUCUAUUCGCGUCACGUAAUUCGCGUUUUCUCGCUGUGUUGUCUUUAAACUGAAGGUUCGCAAAAUGUGUUUCUAGUUUGCACAUAUCAUUGGCGCUUCGCUACUCAACAGAUCGUGAUCAUGAGCAGAGACAAGAAAGUGAAGCGUUCAAAGACCGGUAACGAUGUCUCCAACUCCGGUUCGGGGCCGAAUCUCCACAUGGACUACUUCCUAAUGGAGGAGGAAGAGUCGAAGACACGUGAUCCACGAGACGAUGAGACUGUCUUCCGGAAGAUCUGCAGCGAGAUUCAGGCAAACAUGAAGAAAAUACUGGAAAUGAAACUGCAGCGCAGACCCCUGGCUGACAUUGAAAAGCUUCGAGAGACAUCCUUGCUGUUUUUGGGACUGAAGAAAAUCAACCGCCUAGACAAACAUCGGCUCAAAGUGGCAAAGGAUGCUGUCAACGAGAAGAAGCAGAAAGUGGACAACUUCCACCUCCAACUGCAGAACCUGACAUACGAGGUGAUGCACCUGCAAAAAGAGGUGACCAAGUGCAUGGAAUUCAGGUCCAGGGACGAGGAGAUCGACCUGGUACCGGUGGAGGAGUUUCGCAGGGAGGCACCAGCUGAGGUUCUCAAGAGGGACCUGACCGAUGCUGACCCACACCAGCUGACCCUGGCAAGGCUUCAAUGGGAGCUUGUACAGAGAAAAGAGCUGUCCCAGAAGCUGAAGGGCCUGGAGUCCUUGCGUGAGCAGUACGUGCGCGAGAUCGAGCGCAAGCGCGAGUGCCUGUCUGGCAUCCAGCCGACACUGCAGGCAGUGCUGGAGGCAGCACAACCCCUGCAGGCUGACCUUGGCCUGCCUCUGCAAGCCCAUCAGGGGGAGCAUGCUAACGCCCAGUACCUGUCGAGGCCCCUGUACGUGCUGUACGUGCAGGCCGCCGCCUACCAGCAUGCCUACGGUGAUUGCUUUGAGAUUGCCAUGGAAGGCAGCGUGGAGGAAUCCAAGGCACUUCUUGAGACGACGCAAGAAAAACAAGAAGAGUACAGUGGAGAAUCAGACCAAGAAGAAUCAAAUGCUGGAAAACGGCAUAGGAGGCUGACCCGUAGUGGAACUGGUCUCUCCAGUCUGGCUAAGUGUCUGCAGAAGCACCCACUCAUUGUGGUGAUCACCUUGCAGCACAAAGGGUACAACUUGCAGAUCACAUUUACGUACAUCAUUGCCCUGCACAUUGUCACAGUCACAGCCAAGGUGAUGGAACCUCACGGUGUCUCCAGUGGUGUGUCCGCAAGCCCGGUCAUGUCCCCUUCCACGAUUCUCGAUAACUUGUUUGGUGAUGACAACGGCCUCUGUUCUCCAAACCCCGGCAACCAUUUCCAGCUCAAGAAAAAUGGGUUGGAGGACUUCUCCAAGGUGGUGGCCGAGGUGGGCAAGGCUUACCGCUGGGCGCAGCGCCUGGCGGGCCUCGAGUUCCUGCAGGGUUCCGGGUCCUCCGUGGUGGCGAGCCACGAAGUAGGGAGGGCCUUUGUGGAAGAGUUCGCGCGUGCCAUCGCCGCCCGUUUUGCAGCUCGGGUGGGCCUUUACGGGCAGCUUCUGUCCCUGGAAAAGGGCGUGGUGCAAGUUCCUUCUCAGCUGGCCCGUCAUUUUCCCAGCAAAGUGAACUCGAUGCUGAAGCAGUGGACGGAGGUGACCCAUGCUGAUGUAGAGAGCCACCCAUCGCACAAGGAGAUGGAAGAACUGGGCCUAAUACGAGGGGAUGAGCUUGUCUACCAGGCCGUGCUACGCCGGGGAUCUGCUACAUUGAAGGCAUUGGUGCUGCUGCGUGACAACUACCCGAAGGAGGCACCCCUCUUUCUGCUGGUGCUUCAGCUGCGUGAGGAGUGCUCCAGCCGGGAUGACGACGCCGUCAAGGAGUUGGAGCGCGAACUGAACUUGCACUGCGUAGAGCAAGAGCAGGUGCAGGCAGGUGACCAGCUGCUGAGCUGUCAGCUUCAGCAGCUCCUGGUCUCUAUGGACAUCCUGCUCGAGUCACUGUGCGACCAGCUGGACGCACCACGCGAGUUCUCUAGGGACAAGGUGCUUGCCCGGACGGCUAGGGGUCCAGGGAGAAGCCGGCCGUACAAGUUCCUCCCCAAACCAGGAAUUUUCAUGCAACGAACAUAACAAUUUGUGUUGAUCAUUUAAACAUAAUAUGAACUAUAGUAAAGAAACAGCGAGGCCAUUAACCUGUACACAUGAGUGUUUGCUUUUUGCAGUUAUUGUACGCUACACUUGAAAGCAAUUUAUCAAGUCUGGCUGUUUUGUCUUUUUGUUUUGUUUUUCUGUUUCAUUCUUUUACAGUGCAAUGAUGUUAUAGCCACUUAUUUUUUGUUUUCUUGACACUCUCAAUAAUUCAACAUUUGGAUAAUUUGGACACUCUCUGAUCACGUGAGAUCUGAAAUAGCAAGCUUACUCUCUUACUAGUAUAUGUGUACCCACCCAGUGAAAUAAACUGAAUUGGUCAGUCUACAUAAUGGUUAAGGGUGCAAUGGCAAAUUUCACUGGUCGAUUCGGAGCAACCCGCUGUGCAAUGGAGCGUUCCUCACUGAUCUGCCUCAUAAAGCUGAAUUUCACCAGAAGCACAACAACAGGUUGCCAUCAUUUCUUGUGCAUUCAGACACAUCGCUUGUUUUCAGGGCUCUUUAAAGCCUUACCAGCGGUGUCAACCGAAUGCAUGUGACAACCUUCAAUGUGUUCUGCAAAAAAAAGCAAGUUUGCUGAUUGAUGUGGAUAGUGUAGCUCCACGCUGGGUUUUCUUGCUCUCUUUGGGCUCACCGAGAUUUACCAAUGGAAUGCAAAGCGCAUGCUGUUGUGAUAAAUGUACAUUUCCCCCCCCCCCCCCCCCCUGCUAUCUCGAUUUAACAAAAGCAGCUUCCCUGUGUCCUUUUAUUGGAAGGAUCUAUGUGACAGCGUUUUGCAGGAUGCACAUCUUUGGCCUUAUGCUGCUACACUGUGUCAUGAAGAACUUUGAGUAUGCUUGAGUACCGCCUUCAAGAGUAGUAUGCGACAGCGUAAUUGCACUCUGAGCGCAUCACCUUCUCAAUUACUAGCUCAGUUUCGAUUCUCAGUGCAUGCUUCUGCAGGGCCGUUACGAAACGAACGACUGUGCACAUAACAUUGUCCCUUCAAACUAUCGUAGAAUGCUUACUGCAAGUACGGUUGUGAAGAGUUCACUAUGCCAUGAUUCUUGGUUUCGCGAACCAGCAAAAGGCCCUCUCUGUUGUAGGGCAACACUCAAACAUGCACAGUUGCUCACUUUGUUAAUGCUUUUGCUGCUGAUGAUGAUUAAAUUGUCUGAGCAAUUUGCCAUGGUUGGGCCUUUAAAACACUCACUCAUGCUAUUCAUAUGUUUCGGCAGCUGGCGCAAUUCCAGGUACACUUUUGCCAUGCAAUAUUACAUGCAUUACAGACUCGCUUCUUUACAUGACAUUCAUGAAAUGAUUUUUUUUAAGCUGUUUCAAGCAAUAUCCGCGGCUUUUUGGUGAAACACCUGCUUGCGAUGCAGGUAGUAAAUUUAUAUUAUUUAUUUUAUCAUGUCACGUUUUUUACUCGCAAGCAACGACGCCAACACUGGAAUUUCUGCAAAACGAGCUACUUAACCAGUUUGCUUUAACAUGCACUGGCACUGUUUCUGGGUUUCAAAUUUCUCUCAUUAGGCAUCCUUCGUCGUGCUUCUAAUGUCGGUAUGUUUUCACUAGUGCAUGUGCUGUUUAUCGGCAUUAAAAAAAAAUGGUAUGUUGAUAAGCUGGCAGCAUAGUUAGUUGUACAGAAAGGCACAAGGUGCCAUGUGUUCUUGCGAGUUUGCUGUUGAUGAAGGUCGUUGCAAGAAUUGUGUUGCAGCUACAAACUGUGUGAAUUGAUGUUCAAUGCCACCGAUUCGCUUACGUGCCAAGUGUUGAGCAAUUGGGGAGGUCUGUUUUAUCUAACAGGAAUGUUUCACUUUCUAAAUAUUUUCUCAUUGUAUGCCCCUCGCCAGAUUUUUGUACGUCUUGUGAAGGGUCAUUGCAGCUACACUUAACUUGGAGCAUGUAGAUUAGUUGUGUGGGUUGCUCCAGCACAAGCCAUGCAUAUAUAUUGAAUUCAUAACUGUCGCCGCUGGUUUAUGUAACUACAGAAGUCUUGGGCACUUUGGAAGGAUUUUGAUGAACACAGAUGAACCCAAGAAGCAUCAGGUUUAUUCACAUCAACCUGUAACGACACCAUGGCUUUGCCAGGGCUUUUUCAAACUGUACACGCUGCUAUUUUACACUUCACUCACGUCCCUCGGGCAUGGCUGUUUUAGUUGCGAUGCACUUUAGGAGAUUUCCAUGCCUGUCAGAUUCCGCUAACAGACUACAUGGACAAGUGCACGGGGAGAAGUGCGACCCACGAUUACGUGGACCUGACAGUCACCUGUUUGCAAAGACACCAAUUCGCAGCAGCAACUAGUUUGUUGGCAAUUGUUUCGUAGGGAUGUCAAUUCAUAGUGGCAGCACACCGCGUACCCCUUGUGUGAAACAAAAAGCAGAAAUGGAGAUCUAAGUAAUCCCUGCAUGUUCUUUCUCCCGUAUGUGAAAAUCUCACCAUCCUUUUGUAGCGCUCUUGUAGUGGUUACCAAGCAGUUGAUGAGGAAAGCGUUACUGGCUGCAUCACCGCGAUUGUGACAUGGGCAAAUCGGGUGGAUGUGUGGAAGAACUGUUCCCUCCCUCAAGUCUUAUAUAGAGAAGUGAAAUUGGUUGCAUCCUGUAUCGUGGCAGGAACUGCAUUGUUUUUCAAGCUGUAGUAGAUAUGCUGUCUGCAUAUUGUUGUAAACAAAAUGGUCAAGAUAAAAUGUCUGUGAACUUUCGCAUCUGUCAAAUCUGGUGCGUCAGAACAACGCACCAGCACUCCUUGAAGGUUGGCUUUGCCACUUGUGUUGGCGAAACAACAUUUACAGAAGCGGUUCUGUCAGUUUAAGUUGGAUAAAGAACCUGUCUUGCACUGUUGUCAUUUUCUU